UCCUUGGCAUUUUUCAGAUAAACAUGGCUGACGGAGCGCUCUAAACGCCCUCCAACUUCUCGGCAUUCGGGCUUUUUAUCGUCAUGUCACGGCUGUAAUAUGGACCUAGUAGGGUACAGAGUUAUUCGGGGGCCUGAUUGGAAGUGGGGGAAACAGGAUGGAGGCGAGGGACACUUGGGAACUGUGCGAAAUUUCGAGAGUAAUCAAGAGGUCGUCGUAGUUUGGGAUAACGGGACGGCAGCGAACUAUCGCUGUUCCGGGGUUUACGAUCUGCGAAUCUACGACUCUAGUCCAACUGGGAUUAAGCAUGAUGGGACCAUGUGUGAUGGCUGCCGCAUGCAGCCCAUAUUUGGAAUGCGGUGGAAGUGUGCUGAAUGUGGAAACUACGACCUUUGCUCAACGUGUUACCAUGGUGAUAAACACCACUUACGACACAGAUUUUAUCGAAUAAAUCAGCCAGGUGCCGAAAGAAUCCUUGUUGAAGCAAGAAGGAAAAGCAAAAAGGUGACAGUGCGGGGGAUUUUCCCUGGUGCCAGAGUUGUGCGAGGAGUCGACUGGCAAUGGGAGGACCAAGAUGGGGGGCCAGGAAGACGUGGUAAAGUCACAGAAGUCCAGGACUGGAGUGCUAACAGUCCUCGAAGUGCUGCUUACAUCAUAUGGGAUAAUGGUACCAAGAACUUGUACCGAGUUGGCUUUGAAGGGAUGUCGGACCUGAAGGUGAUCAGUGACGCAAAGGGAGGAUCUCUUUACAGAGACCAUUUGCCUCUUCUAGGUGAUAAUCGACCAGGAAGCCAAACAGCAGCACAAGGCUUGCAGAUUGGUGACCAGGUCACUGUUGAUCUGGACCUUGAAAUUGUCCAGUCACUGCAGCAUGGUCAUGGUGGCUGGACAGACGGCAUGUAUGAGACCCUGACGACUACUGGGUCCGUUGUUGGUAUUGAUGAGGACCAUGACAUUGUUGUGCUUUAUCCAACCGGAAACAGAUGGACCUUCAAUCCAGCGGUGUUGACCAAAGCAAGGACCAUAUCAAGUGCUGAGAGUACUGCUGCCAGCUCUGAGUCACUCGUAGCUUCGUCGCCUGCUCUGGCUUCCAUAUCAAAUGCCAGUGGCUCUUCUUCACAGUUCUCUGUGGGCGACCUGGUACAGAUUUGCACUGAUAUGGACAAAGUCAAGUCUUCCCAGCGUGGUCAUGGAGAGUGGGCAGAAGCGAUGCUUUCGACACUUGGUAAAAUUGGCAGAGUGCAGCAGAUCUACCAUGACAAUGACCUUAAGGUCGAGAUUUGUGGCACCUCAUGGACAUACAACCCUGCAUGUGUGACCAAGGUGGCCUCGACUGGCGACAAUGCUAAUCUUGGUGCUGCCACUGGAGAGCGACUGUCAGCCCUUCUUAAGAAGCUUUUUGAGACUCAUGUAUCUGGGGACUCGGUAGAGGAGCUUGUCAAAGCCGCAGCUAAUGGUGAUGUACAGAUUGUAGAGGAAGUCCUGGCCAAGACUGACACUGAUGUUGAUGGAGUGUUUGCGGGUCACACUGCUUUACAAGCUGCCAGUCAGAAUGGUCACGAGGAAGUCGUCCGCGUACUGAUCAGGAGUAAAGCUGAUCUCGAAAAAGAGGAUAAAGAUGGUGACCGAGCCAUCCACCAUGCGGCAUUCGGCGAUGAAUCUGCUGUCCUUGAACAACUUGUGCGCGCAGGCGCAGAUCUAAAUGCGCGAAACAAACGCCGCCAAUCACCGUUACACGUAGCUGUCAAUAAAGGUCACAUAGGCGUGGUCAAGACACUGAUUACCCUGUGUGCACAUCCAAGUCUCCAGGACUCCGAAGGGGAUACCCCAUUACAUGACGCCAUUUCUAAGAAGCGUGACGACAUGGUGACGAUGCUCCUGGAGGCGAGUGCUGACGUCAGUAUUGCCAAUAACAACGGUUUCAACGCAUUACACCACGCAGCUCUCCGUGGGAACCCUAGUGCCAUGCGGAUACUGUUGACAAAUUUACCGCGGCCGUGGAUUGUGAACGAGAAAAAGGAUGAUGGGUACACAGCGCUGCACCUCGCGGCACUCAACAACCACGUCGAGGUCGCUGAGCUACUCGUCAAACAGGGUAAAAGCAACAAAGAGGUGCAAAAUGCUAAUUUACAGACGCCUCUCCACCUAGCCGUAGAGAGACAACACACGCAAGUCGUACGGCUGUUGGUGCGUGAAGGCUGUAAGCUGGACGUCCCAGAUAAGGAUGGGGAUACACCCCUCCACGAGGCCUUACGGCACCACACCCUGUCCCAGCUGAGGCAGCUACAAGACAUGCAGGACGUGGGCAAGUUAUUGAUGGGUCUUGGCACACAAGGAACUGACAAGAAAAGCAGCGCUUCCAUCGCCCUCUUCCUUGCCGCGAAUGGCGCCGAUCUGACCAUCAAAAACAGCAAGGGACAGACACCACUCGAUCUCUGCCCGGACCCCAACCUGUGCAAGGCGCUGGCCAAGUGCCGCAAGGAAAGAGGGUCUAAUAAUAACUUGAGAAUGACGAAGAAUGACCAGAGCGAGGAAGCGCUUGAUGAGUGCAUGGUGUGUUCGGAUAACAAGCGAGACACGCUGUUUGGGCCGUGCGGUCACGUGGCCACUUGCUCUCUUUGUUCGCCUCGAGUCAAGAAGUGUCUGAUGUGUAAGGAGCCCGUGCAGUCACGAACCAAGAUCGAGGAGUGCAUGGUCUGCUCAGAGAAGAAGUCUCAGCUGCUUUUCAAACCAUGUAACCACAUGGUCGCGUGCGAAGGGUGUGGUUCGCUAAUGAAGAAGUGUAUCCAGUGUCGUGAAAACAUCACUGAGACUCUUCCGUUCAUCGUCUGUUGUGGGGGACAAGCUCCACCGCCUCUAAGCGAGCGAGGCGAGUGUAAGCAAGAAAUCACCAACCAAGAGUUGUCACAGCUACAGCAACAGCUGCAAGAUAUGAAGGAGCAGACUAUGUGUCCGGUCUGUAUGGACCGACGCAAAAAUCUGAUUUUCCUGUGUGGGCACGGAACCUGUCAACUGUGCGGGGACCGCAUGCAAGAGUGCCCCAUGUGCCGUAAGACCGUGGAGCGCCGGAUCCUGCUCUUUUGAUCUGGAGUCCCCACACCGUGAAUAUCUUCGGCCACAGGGACACCACACCGUGGAAAAAAUUUCACCACAGGAACACCACAACGUUAUAAAGAAAUGGAUAUCUAGCGUCGCAAUUGUGUAUCCCUUGCUUCACAGGGAUACCGCAGUAUGUAUACCUUGCGCCACAGGAAUACCACACGGUGAAAACCUUGCGCCACAGGGAUAUCACACGGUGAAAACCUUGCACCACAGGGAUACCACGCUGUGAAUACCUUGCGCCACAGGGAUACCACACCGUGAAUACCUUGCGCCACAGGGAUACCCUACUGUGGAAAAAUUGCAAUACAAGAAUACCAGAAUACCAAACCGCUAAAAACAAAUGGGUAUCUAGCGCAGAGGCAUUGUGUAUUCCUUGCUUUACAGGGAUACCGCAGUUUGUAUGACUUGGUCUACAGGGAUACCACCCGUGAAUACCAUUCGCCACAGGGAUACCGCAGUAUGUAUGUUUUGAGCCACAGGAAGAUCGCAAUGCAUUGGAUACGUUACAACAAAGGAAUGCCACUGCAAAACUAUAUUUCCCUGCGCCACAAGGAUAGCACACAAGCCAGAGACUUGACCUAAAUAAUUGAAUAUUAUUGUUACGAAAAUGAUAAUUGUAUCACUUAUGUGAGAAUAAUGUCUUCGAGAGAAAAAAUAGAAAAUGAAAAAUCAAUAAAUUUAUCAGAAACAAA
Nematostella vectensis (starlet sea anemone) is the source of this 3794-nucleotide messenger RNA. Its product is annotated as E3 ubiquitin-protein ligase MIB1-like. Lineage: Eukaryota; Metazoa; Cnidaria; Anthozoa; Actiniaria; Edwardsiidae. Gene Ontology annotation, molecular function: ubiquitin-protein transferase activity; protein binding; zinc ion binding. Gene Ontology annotation, cellular component: cytoplasm. The transcript has 23 exons. The coding region runs from base 100 to 3084 and encodes 994 amino acids. Gene Ontology annotation, biological process: protein ubiquitination. The record is from RefSeq and is a predicted model, not a curated record.